CAGUCACAUUGACGGUGUGAUCUGGUUGCAAGACUUAGACUACCGUUCCGAGUCACCCUCCACUGGCGAUCUAUAUCGUGAACGUCGACCCAGGACUCUCGAAAUCGCACCCGCAUUUCCUCCCGAUAUAUCAGCUCCUGUCGAGCCAAGCACUCCUAACCUAGCGAUGUCCACCGUCGUCACCUCCCCGGGGUACAUCGCAUCAGCACGCGCAACGGCAAAUAAUUCGGUUUAUUCCUCUUCACACGACCGCAGCACAGAGGGCGACGAGCAAUAUCCAAGGCCUCAUGUUCAUCCAUCAGCUGAUACAUACCUUCCACCCGUGCCCUUACCCGACUCGUACAGCGCAUACGGCCAGUCUCACAGCGGGAGUGGACUUACGUUGUGGUCACCGCCAGGAUACCCCAACGUGGCUUACCCUGCGCAAGCGAGGACGAUGAACUACGCAGAUGCACGAACACCGAUAAUGGAUGGCGCAGUCAUGCAGGCGCCCAUAGCCGCCUCGUAUGCAACCGCAUCUCCAUAUUACGAUCGAGCGGCGGGUUCCGACGUCAACUACUUCGCUGCAGCGGCACCGUACUCUUCAGCACCCUCAACCCCCACCCAGUAUCAUCAGCCCGACGGAGCGCAGUCUGCCGACUACACCCCUAGUCCGCCAUCUCAUGCACAUGCUUAUGGUCGACACGAAUAUGGUGACUCUAUUCCACCUCAGCCUGCCUUCACGGCGUCCGGAAUGUUCACACCGACAUCUUCUAUAAUCCUUUCUGCCCAUCGGCAAAACUCCGUCGAACCGAACUACACUGUCAUGUCAGCUUCCUCGAGCGCGGAGGAUUCAAUGCGUUAUAGCCAUCACACCGCCUUUCCUACGUCGUCCUCCAGUUUCGCUCCUAUCACCGGUGUCUCGCCUCCAUUGGAUAUCUACGCAGAAGCCAGCUUGCGAGGCAUCGACCCGCGGACCUUCGUCACGGAUGCUACUCCUACGAACUUGAGCGAUGCGGAAGCCGAGCGCGAAUACGAUGACAUGACCCUUGCUAAUAGAAAUGGCCGACUCUCUGAUGCUGCCAGCAUUUACAUGAGUGACGGUUCCUCCGACGAACUCAGGGCAGCAACCGACGAUGAUAGCGAAUACGAAGAAGGCUCGGAAUACGCAGCAUCGGGAUCCAAACGGCGGCGGACUAUCAGCGCACCGGGUUCGGAUGACCCUUGUUCCAUUAAGUGCGAAGAGGUCGACCAGGAUUUCACACCUAUCGGAAACUCCAAACGCCUUCGCCCUGCGAGGAAUGUUGUACCAACCCCCGUCCCGAAUCUGACCAAGAAGAGUCGCGGCCGCCAUGUACCAACGAGUCCCGUGUACGUUAAGGAGAACGGCAUUAUGCGAGAUGUGCGGGCAUACACUUGCCAGGUGGCGGGGUGCAGUAAGCGAUUCGCUCGCGGAGAGCAUCUUAAACGCCACGUGCGAAGUAUACAUACGAAUGAAAAACCUUACAAGUGCGACUAUCCUAAUUGUUCGAAAUCCUUCUCUCGCCACGAUAACCUGCGGCAACACCUUCGUGUCCACAAGGACUUUUCAGCGCCGAAAGAGGAUAAUAUCCCAUCAGCCAGUAACUAUUCGGCAGCCAGUCCUCGCUCCUUGCCUGAUUCGCAGUAACCAGUGGAAAUGGACCAUUUGAUUUAGACUACAUUUGCCUCCAUUUUUAACAUAACAUACGUUCUCGCUCGAUUUCUCCAGCCGACGUCGUAUUGUAACGCACGGAGUGUAGCCCUAUUACUGUAGCUUAGCCACCGCCAGUCGAGUCGUCCGAAAUGUAAACAUAUUGUGUC
This is a messenger RNA of Punctularia strigosozonata HHB-11173 SS5, 1821 nucleotides long. RefSeq lists its product as uncharacterized. Gene Ontology annotation, cellular component: nucleus. Gene Ontology annotation, molecular function: RNA polymerase II cis-regulatory region sequence-specific DNA binding; DNA-binding transcription factor activity, RNA polymerase II-specific. Gene Ontology annotation, biological process: regulation of transcription by RNA polymerase II; central nervous system development. NCBI's taxonomy places the organism in Eukaryota, Fungi, Basidiomycota, Agaricomycetes, Corticiales, Punctulariaceae. The coding region runs from base 167 to 1648 and encodes 493 amino acids. The transcript has 4 exons. The record is from RefSeq and is a predicted model, not a curated record.